This is a messenger RNA of Cimex lectularius (bed bug), 2817 nucleotides long. RefSeq names its product polycomb group protein Pc (gene Pc). The record is from RefSeq and is a predicted model, not a curated record. The transcript has 8 exons. Bases 274 to 1338 code for a protein of 354 amino acids. Lineage: Eukaryota; Metazoa; Arthropoda; Insecta; Hemiptera; Cimicidae.
GCGUCGUUAAAGCGGCGGCAGCGCGCGAUUGUAAGUCGUAAGUUGGAAGUGGGGAGGCCGUGGUCGGCGGGUCCCCUUCGAAUGGCGAUACCGAGUGGUGGGGAGGCAGCAAAGACAACGGAGAAAUGCCGAUCGCCCGCUGGGCCGCACGCUGUUCUAUCUUUGCCGUCGUGCCGACGAUCCACUGGUGAGCCACGGCGCUAAAUGGCCCUCGGGGCAAGGCCGUCAGCCCUUUUCUUUCCCGUUUCCAACCUGAGAUAGACGCAAAUCCAAAUGGGCGACAGAGUCUACGCCGCGGAGCGUAUUAUGAAGAAGAGGUCUCGCAGGGGUCAAGUAGAGUAUUUCGUCAAAUGGAAAGGCUGGAGUCAAAAGCAUAGCACAUGGGAGCCAGAAGAAAAUAUUCUGGAUAGCAGGCUUAUUGACAUAUUCGAACAAAGCCAGAGAAAUGACAGUGCUGCGCACAAAAGAGGCCCAAAGAAAAAACAGGUUUCCCAGGCUCCGGCUCCCGUGGAAGCGGAGAGAGAGGUAAAUGAAGAACCUCCUGAAGAGCCGAAAACUCCUGAGGAAGAACCACCUCCGGAAGAACCGCCAGCCGAACCACCUGUUACUGAUAACAAAAAUGGAGAACAAAGCCAAGCAGAAGAGGAACGCGAUAAGUCUCCUGUUCCUGAACCUGAUAAUAAAAAAGAAAAGAAAGAAGCCACACCUCCACCUCCGGCACCACCUUCCACACCUCCGGCACCACCGCCCACCGAGCCUGUCAAGCCUGUGAAAGAUGAGCCGGUUUACAAUCCUGAAGAGGACGCGCCGAGACCCGGUACAAAACGGAAGGCUGAGGUGUUGAGUAAAGAAAGUGGUAAAAUUGGCGUCACUAUAACAACCAGUCCACCACACCCGGCGCCAAAGUUGCCGAAACUCUCACCACCACCUCAUCCCACAGUAAAGACGCCAUCACCUCCACAGAACAAAGUGAGUCCUGUUGAACAGGUCACAUCUCCACCUGUUACAAAACCAUCACCUCCAACAGCGCCUCCAGUCAAUAAUGUACCUGCGCCCACACCGCCUCAAGAAAAGAAGACAAGCCAACCCCAGACACAGCAGAACCAAGCCCCUGAGAAGAAGAAAAUCCAAAAUGGGCAUACCGGCAAUAAGCUAGUGACCCAUAUCCUCACCAACCCUGGCCCCGAGUAUUGGAGGAACAGGAAUCCGCUCGCUGACGAUAUCGUGAUUACCGACGUGACCGUCAACUUGAGCACAGUCACAAUCCGAGAGUGCAAAACUGAAAAAGGCUUCUUUCGAGAAAGGCCCAAUCAGAUAAAUCCGAGUGAUAUUAAAUAGCGAAAUUAUUUCCAAAACAGUAUUUUUCAUUGAUAGAUUAUCCGGCUGGCAUUCAGCGGUUGUACAUUAUUGUUCUUUGAUGGUAUAGUGUACAUAGUUAAAGAAAUCUGUUAAUUUUAGGGCUGAUUUAAGGAUAUUUUUUAUAUUGGGGGAAAAAAUCUAUUUUCAUCACAAUGUUCUGUUGAUUUGUUGUAAUAAACAACAAAGUUUUUUUUUUAACUAGGGAAAUAGUUAUUAAAAUACAGUUGAAGAAUAUAGAGUAGUACAUAUCUCCCUUAACUGAACUUAAGAGAAGAAAAUAAUUUUUUUUAUACUAUUUCUAUUUUACAUUGAUUAUAUAUAACUUAAAUCUUUUUAGUACUCCAAACAUAAAUUUGGAUCCUUAGGUUAAACAAAAAAAGUAUAUGCAUUUUAAAGUUGUUUUAAUCUCGUAAAUGAAAAUGCAUUUUCAUAAAAUACAAAAGUAUUUUCUUAUACUUUAAACUGCUUUCUUCCCAGAUGUAAACCUAAGGUGAUUUCAAUCAUGUUGCCUUGUCCCGUAGUCAGAUAAAGUGAAAUAUUUAAAUAAGACCGUAUCUUUUAACUGGUAAUCAGUUUAAAUUUUUAACUUAAAACUCUUUUAUUAUUUAUAACUAUGCUUGUGUAAAUAAUUGUAAAUAUUUUAAUUUAUUUCACUUUAUUUAUUUUUUUCCUACUUGAAAAACCUUGUGAGAUUUAAGAAAAGGGGUAAAGUACAAAAAUUGCUGUCUAUAAAAAAUAAUUAAUGUUUUGCUGAAUAACAAUUGAAUUUUUAUCUGUUUUUUAAUUAAAUGGAAAUUUUCAUUAAUGGCUUACUGUGGCUAGAGGAAAAAAUCAUUUGUAUUUCAGCAAAAUCCUUUUUUUACUUUUGUAAAGCAUAAUCUGUUUUAUGUAUUUAAAUCAGAAAUUUUAUUGCUGAUAUUCUUCUAUACAUUGUUUUUCUAUCUUUUGAGUUAAUAAGUAGCUCAAUUAUUCGGUUUUAGUAUGUUGACGAUGAAAAGUGUAUUAUAAACUUGUGCCCAAAUCGGCCUGGAGUAUGUAUAGAUUAUGAAUGAUUGUCAAAGCUUGGUUAAAAAUAUAUUUAAAAAAAUAUUGAAAACACAAUUUGUAGAUGUGUAAAUAGGAAACAAAUGUGAUGAAUUCUAUUUCUAAUAAAUUGUAUAGUAAGUUUGUUAAGAAAUAUCUGCUGACUCUUCCACGAAAAAAAACAAAACAAUAAAUGCUUUUUAUUUUAUCCUUUUAUUAUAUUUAUUUUAAACAGGGUAACUUUGGUUUGGUAUCGUUUUAAUGGAAUCCUCGGCAAAUUCAGUACAAUGUUAAUUUAAUUGAUCAUCUAAAUAAAAAAUAGUGUGUUUUAACGAUUUUUCCAUUCGGACAAACUAAUGAAAUCGAAGGGCAAGAAAACCUUCACGCAUUCAUAUAAAAAUUACGAAUUAUUUAAACAGUUUUGAAGUUGUUUCA